This is a messenger RNA of Penicillium oxalicum, 1803 nucleotides long. It is a transcript of the gene acuF, whose product is annotated as phosphoenolpyruvate carboxykinase PCK1. Gene Ontology annotation, cellular component: cytosol. Gene Ontology annotation, molecular function: ATP binding; phosphoenolpyruvate carboxykinase (ATP) activity. The coding region runs from base 1 to 1803 and encodes 600 amino acids. The record is from RefSeq and is a predicted model, not a curated record. Lineage: Eukaryota; Fungi; Ascomycota; Eurotiomycetes; Eurotiales; Aspergillaceae. The transcript has 4 exons. Gene Ontology annotation, biological process: gluconeogenesis.
AUGGCUCCUGCUGGAAAGAAUUAUAUACCCCCAGGUCGCCCGGCUUCCCCAGGUCCUUUGGCUGCAGAUUUCAUUCAACAACAGAUUGCGAAACAACGCAAUAAUAAUUAUCAUUCUACCUCACUCAGAAACAUGGUUGCCACAUCUGUGAAUCGCACCGCGCUGCACCCUGGUGGUGUCCAGCCGGGCAAGAGCCACACCGAACUGGAGGAGGAGCUGCACGAGACGGCACACAUUGACUAUGACCGAGUCGCAAUUAUUGCCAACCCCUCUGUUCCUGCUCUCUACGAGGACGCUCUUGUCUACGAGACUGGUACAGCUAUCACAUCCAGCGGCGCCUUGAGUGCCUACUCCGGCGCAAAGACAGGUCGCUCCCCCUCCGACAAGCGUAUUGUCAAGGAGGAGUCCUCAGAGAACGAUGUCUGGUGGGGGCCUGUCAACAAGCCCAUGUCUCCUGAUGUCUGGCGCAUCAACCGUGAGCGUGCGGUUGACUACCUCAACACCCGCAAUCGCAUCUAUGUCAUUGAUGGUUAUGCUGGCUGGGACGAGCGCUACCGUAUCAGCGUUCGUGUGGUCUGCGCCCGCGCCUACCAUGCUCUGUUCAUGCGCAACAUGCUGAUCCGCCCGAGCCGUGAGGAGCUCGAGCACUUCCACCCCGACUAUGUCAUCUACAACGCCGGUUCUUUCCCCGCCAACCGCUUCACCGAGGGUAUGACCUCUGCCACCUCCGUGGCGAUCAACUUUGCCGAAAAGGAGAUGAUCAUCCUCGGCACCGAGUAUGCCGGUGAGAUGAAGAAGGGUGUCUUCACUGUCCUCUUCUACGAGAUGCCCGUGAAGCACAAUGUCCUCACCCUUCACUCGUCCGCCAACGAGGGCGAGAAUGGCGAUGUCACCGUCUUCUUCGGUCUCUCGGGUACUGGCAAGACCACUCUCUCUGCCGACCCCAAGCGCAAGCUGAUCGGUGACGACGAGCACUGCUGGACCGACACUGGUGUCUUCAACAUCGAGGGUGGAUGCUACGCCAAGUGCAUUGGCCUCUCUGCCGAGAAGGAGCCCGAUAUUUUCAACGCCAUCCGCUACGGCUCAGUUCUGGAGAACGUCGUCUUUGACCCAAUCACUCGUGUGGUCGACUACGAUGACUCUUCCUUGACUGAGAACACCCGCUGCGCCUACCCCAUCGAGUACAUUGAAAAUGCCAAGCUGCCCUGCAAGAGCGACAACCACCCCACCAACAUCAUUCUCCUUACCUGCGAUGCCCGUGGUGUCCUCCCCCCCAUCUCCAAGCUCACCCCGGAGCAAACCAUGUUCCACUUCAUCUCCGGCUACACCUCCAAGAUGGCCGGCACCGAGGACGGUGUGACGGAACCUCAAGCCACCUUCUCUUCCUGCUUCGCCCAGCCCUUCUUGGCUCUGCACCCCAUGCGCUACGCUUCCAUGCUGGCUGAGAAGAUCAAGGAGCACAAGGCUAAUGCUUGGCUCCUGAACACCGGCUGGGUGGGUGCCGGUGCCACCACGGGCGGCAAGCGUUGCCCUCUCAAGUACACUCGUGCCAUCCUCGACGCCAUCCACUCUGGUGAGCUCGCCAAGGCCGAGUACGAGACCUACGACGUCUUCAACCUGCCUGUGCCCAAGUCCUGCCCCGGCGUUCCCGAUGAGCUUCUCAACCCCAAGAACAGCUGGACUGCGACCACCUCCUUCUCCGACGAGGUCAACAAACUCGGCAAGCUCUUCAACGAGAACUUCAAGAAGUACUCUGACGAGGCCACUCCCGAGGUUCUGGCUGCCGCUCCCCAGACCGAGUAA